UCCUGCCCUAGCCUCAGAAAGAGUUGGAGAGACCUGGCCCCAGCCCUGUGCUCUUAUCAAGUGAGCUGGUCCAAACUCCUGCUCAUGCCUGUUGCUGUGAAAAUGAUCCUGCUUCUCCUCCUCCUUGGGGGCCUCUGGACUCAAGAGGUGAACUCUCUGGAGACUACAACUACUUUGCAGACAUCUGCACCCAGACAGUCUUCUGUUUCUUUGGCCUCAGAUAACACAGAGGCCCCAAAACUCAACUCAGUGACCUCCAACACUACAGUAACGAGGGACCCAGAUAAAGGUGACGGCACCAGGCAUGAGAGCUCUCCUCUUUCCUCAACUCCCUAUACAGUCAAUGAAGUAUCCUCUCCUGAGACUUCCAUUGCUGCCACCAGUGGCCUCUCUGUACCUGAGCCAACAACCUCCGAUGAAGUUUCCACCAAAAAGUCAUCAACGCUCCUGGAAAUCUCUAAUGCAGCCAGUAACCCUGCUGUCUCAGCAAUGAACUCUCUGGGAUUCCAUGCUACGACUGAUGGAACCACAGUAACUAGCUUCCUGGAGACCUUCAGUGGGACCAGUAGACUCCCUGUCAUGGCAACUAUCCCUCUAGAGACCUCCAGUGUACCCAGUGCUUCCCCUGUCACCAUAGCAACUAGCUCUCUGGAGAUAUCUAGUGUGAUCAAUGGAGCCCCUGUCACCAUGAAAACUAGCUCUCUGGUGACCUCCAGUGUGACCAGUGGACCCCCUGUCACCACAGCAGCUAGCUCUCUGAAGAUAUCUGAUGUGAUCAGUGGAGCUCCUGUCACCAUGAAAACUAGCUCUCUGGUGACCCCCAGUGUGACCAGAGGACCCCAUGUCACCAUGGCAACUAGCUCUCUGGAGACCUCCAAGGAAACCAGUGGACUUCCUGUCACCACGACAACUAGGUCUCUGGAGACCUACAAGGGGACCAGUGACACCAGCAACAUCAGGGUAAAAACAUCCACCAUGACUACCCCAAAGACCUUCACAAGCACACGCAGUAGCACCCCGCCAAUUUCAAGUCAGGGAAAAAAUGGCACCCUGCUGGUGGCUGCGCUUGUGGCCCUGCUGGUGGUCAUUGUCCUCAUGGCACUACUUGUGCUGUGGCACCAGCGGCGGAAGCGGAGGACAGGGGAGCUGAUGCUGAGCAGCAGUGGAAAGCGCAAUGGGGUGAUGGAUGCCUGGGCUGGGCUAGCCCGGGUGAAUGAUGAGGAGGCCAUGACAGCAACAGCAGGAGUGUCUGAGGGGGACAAGGGCUCUGUGGCCCCCGAAGGGGAGGGAUCUAGCCGGCGGCCCACACUCACCACUUUCUUUGGUAGGAAGAAGUCUCAUCAGGGCUCCUUGGCACUGGAGGAGCUCCAGGCUGGGUCAGCCUGCAGCCUAAAGGGAGAGGAAGAGCCACUGGUGGGCAGCGAAGAUGGGGCUGUGGAGGCCCCCACUUCUGAUGGGCAGAAGCAGGAGAUGUAGAAACCUCUUAGAGCUUGCAAAUAACAAGACUGGAGACCAGAAUCAUUUGAGCUUUCAUCACCUUCCCUCCUAUCAUCACUUCCAAGCCACUGUCACCCAGCGUCCUCUGGAUUUUCACCCAGCAUCUGCACGCUGAAUCCUCAUCCAGCUUCUUAACCCUGGACCUUCCAGCCAGCAUCCACAGCCAGCAUCUGAACCACCACCUACGUCAGGGCCUACACCCACGGAAUGCGCAAACCUGCCUCAUCAACCACUACUUCUCCCAGUCGCCUUUUCUCCAUGUUUUUGUCUCUGAAACCAGCAGCUGAGUUUCCAUUAUGCCAAACUUCCUUGACCUAUGACUUCUCAGAGGAUUCCCCAGGGGUACCAGAGUCUGGGAAGAAGAAGGAAAUGACAACCCAGCAAACUCUCUUCUAGGAUUACUCUGGAAAGUGCAUUUGGCCCCAUAGGUUAGGACAGUCCUACUGGGUCAGCUCAUGAACCUCCUUUAACCCUGGCCCCCAGUGCUCUGUGCCACGCCAGUCUGGAGCAUGGGCUGAGUGGCAUCUUUAGGUGUGCUCUCGGGUGUGCCUGUGAGAGCACGUGGACUCUAGGCUUGCCCACAGCCCAAGCCACCGCACUCUCCCCCACCUAUGGACUGAGGCAACCAGAGGCUUCAGCUAUUUCUCCUCCCAAGGGCAGAGGUAAGAAGAGUUUCUGGGCAGGUGUAGUUCUCAGAAGCCCCAGCACCUGCAUGUGUCCGUUCAUGGGUGCAGUCUGUGCACAAGAGGCAAGGAUUUAGCGAUGUUUGUGAAGGGCAGUGGUGAGUACAGACGGUAUGGGGGAGGGGGCAGGAAGGGCUGCAGAGGCUGAGCAGUUGCUGACUUGAGGAACUCCUGAGAAAGCAUGUGCCGCGUCCUUGCUCAGCUGGGGUAGAAGUAGUGCAUUUAACUCUGUCUGCAGCCCAAUAAAGAAUGCUAGUUUGACAGAAAGACUGCAUGUGUGACCUGAGUGUGGCUCUUCAGCUCAGCCGCUAUGUCCCUCCCUCAAACCUCCCCCACCCCAGCACCCACAAGAGGGGAGACCCCAUAGCAGGGUCUUGCUGACUCUGUGACAUGUUUAAUCUGUUUGUCUAUAUCUCCUCUUCCGUUCUCUAAGGCGAAUCAGUGAGUGAGCUAAAUGAGAAGCAGUGACAGGCUUGCAGAACCAGACACUUCCAUAUUCCAUAUUCCACAUUCCAGGCUCUGGGAUGGAGAGAACAAGACUCAACUGCGCUGUCUCUGAGCCCAGCCCGGGCCAGAGCCCAGGGGGCCACAGGGGCCAUUGGCAGUUGGUGUUUCCUCAAGGCAAAGAGGAAAUUUGCAAAGAGGAAGUUAUUGAGUCAGAGGGCGCAGUGGCCAAGAGCAGACAGACUGACCUACAAAAAGAGAGGCCAAUGGGAACUGCAUGAGUGUGACUGCCGUGUGGCCUGGACUGGUGGGGAGGCAGGAGAGAGGCGAAGGGCCCAAGUGAGUCCGUUCAUGGUGGGGGAUGAGGGACAGAAGAGGUAGAAAGUGGCCACAGAUCCACCUGGCCACCAUGCAGUUGUGCCACCUGUGCUUGGUCUGUGGGACAGGCUGAGCUGGUGUGAAAGUCUAGCUCUCACCAGCCAGGCUAGGCACCCACGGGGCAUGUGUGGGCACCUUUUCCCACUUCUCACAAGGCACUGUUAGGGCUAACUGUGGCCUCGGCAUAGCACAAGUGAGUUCCAAAUGUCCCUUGUGGACACCACAAGUGUUGUCUUAGAUUUGUCAGACCAAGUGCCCUAAUUUCAGGCAUAGAAAAUACUGUUGCUGAUCUCAGAGGCCAUCAGCUCCUCCUUUCCCCCUCAAUAGAUGCAUGCAGUCAUUUUCUGAACUAUGACUGGCUUCUGGGUCCUGGGCGAAUCCUGAAGGAAAUGGGGUGGGAGUGGGUAAGGCAUCCAUUAGGGGUCUCAUAGCCCGGAAAAUAUCAAAAUAUGUGAAAAGUGUUCAAAUAGAGGCACCAAAAAACUUUUAUGAGUGCAUCGACAGAAAGGAGUGCCGGGGUGGCCUGGUGGCACAGCGGAUAAUUUUGUGUGCUCUGCUUUGUGCUCGGGGUUCACUGGUUCUGAUCCUACACGUGGAGCUAUGUACC
Messenger RNA from Equus quagga, 3609 nucleotides. RefSeq names its product sialophorin (gene SPN). Gene Ontology annotation, biological process: regulation of T cell migration; regulation of immune response; type II interferon production. The record is from RefSeq and is a predicted model, not a curated record. Gene Ontology annotation, cellular component: external side of plasma membrane. Gene Ontology annotation, molecular function: heat shock protein binding; transmembrane signaling receptor activity. NCBI's taxonomy places the organism in Eukaryota, Metazoa, Chordata, Mammalia, Perissodactyla, Equidae. The transcript has 2 exons. Bases 85 to 1476 code for a protein of 463 amino acids.